AUGCUUCUUAAUAAAAGUAAGCUGUGUCCCAAAUGCCCGUCAAUUGAUGAUCUUGAAAAAGAAAGAUAUUAUAUUUCACUUACUUUCAAUGGAGCAUCUAAAAAAAGGAAGAGAAAAGAUGAUUUGCGUAAAUCUACUAGAGGUAUAAAAGCACAAACCAUAAUUUGUGAGCUGUCCAUCCGCUCAGCUAGUGAAGUAUCAAUUGGUGCAUCUCCUGAAGAUUCUAACAUGAGAAAAGUUUCGAAUCAAUUUCAUAAAUUAUAUUAUAAGAUUGAUGAUGCAGAAAAAAAUAGGAAUCGGACUAUUAGAGAUUUAGUUUGUUUCUAUUUUCGAUUUGGAAAAGCCUUAUCAGAACAAUUAGCUAUACUUUUGCAAAGCAAUUCUCCACAAACGGCACAUACAAAGCUGAACAAAGAAAUUAAGGAAAAACUUCCAAAAAAUGCAAAUAAUGAUCAAUUUUAUGAUUAUAUAAGUUAUUCAAAGCAUAAGAGAUGCCAAUUAUCUGAUAGAUUAGCUAUAGCAAAAAAUACCGAGCAGAAACAUGCUCUUUUAAAUUCUCAAUGA
Messenger RNA from Funneliformis caledonium, 564 nucleotides. Lineage: Eukaryota; Fungi; Glomeromycota; Glomeromycetes; Glomerales; Glomeraceae. The record is from the annotation of a GenBank genome assembly.